AUGGAUUCGUCUUCGAGUGCGGAAUUUGAUUAUUUGUUCAAGCUAUUGUUGAUUGGGGAUUCAGGAGUUGGUAAAAGUUCUCUUCUCUUGAGAUUCACUUCCGAUAACUUCGAAGAUCUUUCUCCUACCAUUGGGGUGGAUUUUAAGGUAAAAUAUGUCACGAUUGGUGGGAAGAAGUUGAAGCUUGCCAUCUGGGAUACUGCUGGGCAGGAAAGAUUCAGAACGCUAACUAGUUCAUAUUAUAGAGGAGCACAAGGAAUUAUAAUGGUUUAUGAUGUAACACGACGAGAAACCUUCACAAAUUUAUCUGAUAUUUGGGCAAAAGAAAUCGACUUGCACUCAACAAAUCAAGAUUGCAUCAAGAUGCUCGUUGGUAAUAAAGUCGACAAGGAAAGCGAAAGGGUUGUCACAAAAAAGGAGGGAAUCGAGUUUGCCAGGGAAUAUGGAUGCCUUUUUAUCGAAUGCAGUGCAAAAACUCGGGUCAACGUGGGGCAAUGUUUUGAGGAACUUGUUUUGAAGAUUUUGGAUACACCCAGUCUUAUUGCUGAGGGGUCAGCGACUGUCCAAAGAAACAUAUUAAGACAGAAGCCUCCAGUUUCAAAUGCAUCAACUAAUGGCUGUUGCUGA
This is a messenger RNA of Cynara cardunculus var. scolymus (artichoke), 627 nucleotides long. RefSeq names its product ras-related protein RABC1-like. NCBI's taxonomy places the organism in Eukaryota, Viridiplantae, Streptophyta, Magnoliopsida, Asterales, Asteraceae. The record is from RefSeq and is a predicted model, not a curated record. The coding region runs from base 1 to 627 and encodes 208 amino acids. The transcript has 6 exons. Gene Ontology annotation, molecular function: GTPase activity; GTP binding.